Molecule: messenger RNA, 1390 nt
Organism: Archocentrus centrarchus (flier cichlid)
Lineage: Eukaryota; Metazoa; Chordata; Actinopteri; Cichliformes; Cichlidae
Product: podocin-like
Exons: 7
Coding region: 1-1113 (370 amino acids)
Cellular component (GO): plasma membrane
Source: RefSeq, a predicted model, not a curated record
AUGGAGAAGUCCUCCGAUGAGCUAUCCAAUCAACCACUGAAAUCCAGAAUGAUGCCCAGGAAGGAGAGGGACAGGGGAGCCUCAGUGUCUCCAAGAAGAAAUCCUCAAAGGAAACCCAAGGUAGAUCAGCUCUCUGAAGCAUCAUCAGUGAGGAAAGAGAAGCUGCAGACGGAGAGGCUAGGUACACAUGGAGUGAAGAUGGGGCAAGAGACAGAAGUGAAGUUGAAAUCAACUGUGGUGGACAUAGACAGCGUGAGAGAUGAAGUCAAGGAUGAGAAUGUGGGGCUUCUGGAAGUAGCAGAACAGGAAGACCAUCUGAAGCACAAGAACCUGGGAGUCUGUGAGUGGCUAGUGAUGGUCCUUGUCUUGGCUCUGGUUCUCCUCUUCCUCCCUUUUUCCAUCUGGUUCUGUGUCAAAGUAGUGAGGGAACAUGAGAGAGCUGUGAUCUUCAGACUUGGUCACCUACUGCGUGGAAGACCCAGAGGACCAGGUCUUCUUUUCUACCUCCCGCUACUUGAUGUGUGUCACAAAGUUGACAUCCGACUGAAAAUGUUGAAGGUUCCUCCUCACGUGGUGGUGACAAAAGACCUGGUGAGGCCAGAGCUGAGCGUGGUGUGUUAUUACCAAAUAGAGAACGUGGCACUGUGCAGUUCAGCUGUAUCCAGUCUGACCACAGUGCUGCAGAGUCUGGUUCAGGCAGCAGUCAGAGACGUCCUGGCGCAGCAAACAUUCAGCCAUGUCCUGCUGCACAGGAGGAGGAUCGGGGAGCAGAUACAAACAACAGUUGACUCCUUUGCUUGUCGCUGGGGCAUCAAGGUGGAGAGAGCGGACAUAGAUGAGCUCAGUUUUCCUGUGGAGUUACAGCAGAGUCUGGCUGCUGAGGCUGAGGCCAAGAGACAACAGCAGAUCAAAGUCAAAGCAGCAGAAAGUGAGAUGGCUGCCUGGGAUGGAUUUAGGGCUUCCCUCCGUCAUCUUCAACCUGCCUUGGUCCUGCCUUUCCCUCCAAACCUGAACUCUGACCUUUCAUCCCUACCACCCCCUCCUCCCCCCGGUGUGGAAGGCGAUGGUGGGGUGACACCUGGGGAGCCAGACACAGACUCGCAAAUGAUGUGAAACUUUAGAGUUUCUGCUGUAUUUAAAUUGUGCUCAUAAUUACCUCACCCAGCGAUAGGUGGAGAGUUUAUGUUUUUGGUCGCGGUCUGUCUGUUAGCAGGAUAACUUGGAAAAUAAUGAAGGGACUUCAAUGAAGAGUUGUGGAGUUGUGGGUGGUGCAAGGAACAAUUGAUUAAAUUUAGAUGGUGAUAUGCAUCACAAUCUGGAUCAAGGAUUUUGUAAAAGGAUUCUUUACCAGGUGAGGUAGGCGCUCUGCUGAGUGCCCUUCUAGUUUCAA